AUGAAAUCCUUCAGACCAAUCCUCUUCCUUCUCGGCUUCCUCUUCACCUGGCUGGGCUCCAAGGCCGCCCCUACGGUCUCACUGCCUGCGGGCUCCGAUUUCUUGGGGAUAGACCACCCCUCCCAGCCCUACCCUCCGGCUUCUGAAAAUUCCAGUCUCUAUGGACCUAACCCAGAAUCCCCAGGGGCUGCUUAUCCUGAGCCCUCCAAGACACCUCAGGCGGUUUCCCCUGAGCCCUCCCCCCUUGCCUUCACUGAGACCCCCAGUACUGACUUCCAAGAAACCUCCCAGCAGGAGCCUCCUAAGACCCCCAAACCUAACUCAUUCAACACCUCACCAGAGUCCCUGGACACCCUCCAAAUUAACCCCUCAAAAAUGAUAUAUCCAGAACCAUCUGAGACCCCCAAAGCUGACCUGACUGAACUUCCACACACAGAAUCCCCUGAGGCCUCUACACCUAAUUCCUCUAAAACCGCACACCCAGCAUUUUCUGAGACCCCAAACCCUGACCCUACCCAAACUCCACACCAAGAGUCCCCAGGGAUUUCCAAGGUUAACUCCCCUGAGAUAUCACUUGCAGAAACCCCUGAGACCCCAAAUUCUGACCCCACCAAAAUCUUUGACCUCAAAUCUCUGGAAACCCAUGACUCUGACACACCAAGCUCUAAAUUCCUCCAGACCCUCCAUCCUGACCCUACUGAAACACCCCACCUGGCAUCUCAUAUAGGCCACAAGCCCAACCCCACCGAGAUUCUUCAAACAAAAUUCCCCACAACCUUCUACCAAGACUCAACAGAGAUCCCCACGGCCUCUGACCCUGAAAUCUCCACUAGCCUUGCCCCAGAAACUCCUGCACCCUUCAAAGAAGAAAUUACUGCUCUUAAUGAGCAAUCCCUGAAUCCCAAACCAGAAGCACUUGCAGCCAACCAGCCCACCGUCCUUAAAUUGCCCACCUCAGUUUCUCCCAGGACAGUUGAUCUGAAAGCCCCCCAGAACUCUAGCCCUAAAGGGCCCGAAGCCCCUCCUCCCUCAGCACGGAUUGCAGGGCCCCCUGCUCCUCCAGGGCCCCCCAGUCAGCCGGCCCCAGCCACUCCACGGGCCCCUCAGCGGCGCAGCCGAGGUGAGAGAGUCAACACUAUCAUCGUGUUGGAGAGAGUGCAGGAGACCGGCGUGACCCUGGUGGGCCGUCCCCGGGGCGUGGCAGGCGGGGCCCUCUGCCUAUUCCUCGCCGGGAUCGGGCUGCUUAUUGGCAUUUUCCUGUUGCUGUGGUGUCUCUACCGCCGGGCGGCUCGACACCGGGCCUUCGCACACCACCGGCUCCCGAACGACGGAGAUGAACCGGUUAUACAUUUGGACGCCCCGAAGGAACCCUACGACCUCUACUUUUACGCGCCGGACGCCUGGGUCCCUUCACACAUCGCUACCAAGCAGCCACCGCCCACCCCGCCACUGCCCCCCAAGCUGCCUCCGCCGCCCCGCGGGGGCCGCCCCCAGCGCCUAGAACCGCUCUCCCCUGCCACACUUCCAAACAACUUCCUGUGA
Molecule: messenger RNA, 1542 nt
Organism: Budorcas taxicolor (takin)
Lineage: Eukaryota; Metazoa; Chordata; Mammalia; Artiodactyla; Bovidae
Gene: GFY
Product: golgi associated olfactory signaling regulator
Exons: 4
Coding region: 1-1542 (513 amino acids)
Source: RefSeq, a predicted model, not a curated record